This is a messenger RNA of Apis laboriosa (Himalayan honeybee), 3919 nucleotides long. RefSeq names its product ubiquitin carboxyl-terminal hydrolase 48-like. Gene Ontology annotation, biological process: protein deubiquitination. Gene Ontology annotation, molecular function: cysteine-type deubiquitinase activity; cysteine-type endopeptidase activity. The transcript has 18 exons. NCBI's taxonomy places the organism in Eukaryota, Metazoa, Arthropoda, Insecta, Hymenoptera, Apidae. The record is from RefSeq and is a predicted model, not a curated record. Gene Ontology annotation, cellular component: nucleus; cytosol. The coding region runs from base 366 to 3806 and encodes 1146 amino acids.
UAUUUAUUACUUAUAUUUGAGAAAGAUUAAUGUUUUGAUCUUAAUAUAUUAUUUUUAUUUUUUAAAAAUAUGUAUUAAUUUAGAUGUAAUGAAUUACGCAGCGAUUGAUUUGACGCGCGCCUAGGUCGAAGCCGAUUGCAUAUGGCGGUUAGUGUAUACGACAAACAGUUAUAGUGUUUUGAUGAUACUUUUUUAUCUGUUCACGGAAGUUAUCAAUAGAUGCUUGCGUUCAAUAAGCUCGCGAACGUAAUAAAGUUCUUUUACAUUCAGAUAAUGUUGUAAAAGAAAAACAGUACUUUACAAUAUUCACAGCGGCAUCUUUCAUAACCUCAACAAUCAGGAACAUACAGUACUUCUAUGUAAAAAUGCCACCAACAAAAAAGACUGAUUUAGACAAAUUAGCAUGGGCUUGGGUGGAAGGUGUGGUUUUAGACCAAAUAGAAAGGAUACAUUUGGAAACUGCUUAUAGAAUAGGUUUAAAAGCAUGUAAAAAUUGCAAACGUAACUGCACAAACAAUCCACAGUGCUUGACUGGAUUAGGAGAAGAAAAAUAUAUGAAGUCACAACCUGCUGAAGUAAUGCCUUUAGAAAGUUCUUUAUCUGAGUUACGCGAUCCUACACAAUAUGUUGGUCUAAAGAAUUUAGGUGCAACCUGUUAUGUUAAUAGCUUAAUUCAAAUGUGGUUUCAUAAUGAAGAUAUGAGGAGAAUAAUAUACAAGUGGAAUAUCACAGAUGAUCCAGAGGAAAAGGAAGCACUAUGUCAAGCUAAGAAGGCAGGAGUACCAUUUCAUCCAGUGACAGCAGUUGGACAGUUGCAAUAUAUAUUUGCAAUGAUGCAAUUUGGAAAUCGUCGUCUACUCGAUCCAAUGAACCUUGCAAUCGCGUUGUCAUUGGAUACUAGAACUCAGCAGGAUGCACAGGAAUUCUCCAAGCUGCUUCUCUGCCAUAUCGAAGGGAAACUUCAACAAAACUCAGAACUGAAGCAGAUGCUGCAGAGGCUGACCCAAGGAAAAUACAGCUAUAUCAAUUGUUGCUCGAAAUGCGGAACUGAAUAUCCGACGUCCACAACGUUCUACGAAUUGGAUCUACAACUUGCAGCCACUUUGAAAGAGGCAAUAGAGAAAUACUUGUCUGUGGAACAGUUGACUGGAGCAAAUCAGUAUCACUGCGUUACCUGCAAUGACAAAAAAGAUGCGCGCCGUUUUAUACGCUUGGAAUCUCUUCCAGAAACAUUAAAUAUACAGUUAAUGCGUUUUGUGUUUCAUAGAGAUUCUGGGCAGAAAAGAAAGUUGAAUUCUUUUAUACAGUUUCCCGAAGAUCUUGAUAUGUCAGAAUAUGUGAGGUGUCCGCUACAAACUCAUUUGUACAGUCUUGUAGCAGUUUUGAGUCAUAAAGGACCAUCUGCACAUUCGGGUCAUUAUAUUGCAAAUAUAUGCAAUUCAAAUGGAGAAUGGUAUCAAUUUAGUGAUGAUAAAGUAGAAAAAAUGCAGAAUAAAAGAAUUGAGGAUGGAGUUAAUGAGAAUUCAAAAAUCAUAAAACGAGGUCGUAUACCGAAAGGAUUUUUAUCUUCUAACACUGCAUACAUGUUAGUUUAUAAAAAAGUUACUUCUGAAAAACGAAUAAAUAAUACAAAAAAAAAUAAAUUAAAAAAAUUAGAUACAGAAACUAAUAGCAAUUGUAACACAGUGCAUGAAGAAAACAUCGUGAUAGUUAAAGAAAAAUCAGUUUCAUUAGAUGAAGAAAAAUGUAAAUAUGAUACAAUUUCGGAUGUGAAUAAUUCUGAGAAAAUGUUAAAGCUUGGAAUAGAAACUAAACAGGAAAUGGAAAUUUCGAAAGUAUCCUCAGAAAAUAUUGUAAUGGAAGUAUCUGUAAGAGAGGAAUCUACUUUUGAUGAACAAAAUGGCAAACAUUACGAAUUCGAUAAUAAAGAAAAUCAGCACGAUAUAUUUAUUAAAAAAUCAUUAGCCAAAGUUGUAAAGAUAGACUAUAAACGUUUAAACGGUGCCGCACAUAGAGCUAUGAGUUGUGGAGAACGUGACUUUUACGAAGAGAUGGAAUUUGAAAAUUGGGAAGUGAGUCCAACAUUGCGUGAUUUAGUGAGACAAGAAAAUGUAAAACAUGAAUUGAGUUUAUUGGCAACUCAACAAGAAAAGCAAAAGGAGAUUGAAGAUCAGAAUUUAAAAAGACAACUUGUCAUAGAUGUAUAUAAUAUUAUUUCGAAUGUAAUUUCAUGGGAGAAAUAUCAAUGGAUUCCAAAUGAUUGGUUAUCAAAAUGGCUAAAUGGACAUUCAUUCAUCGAUGGAGUACCACCAAUAGAUAAUUCUACAUUGAUGUGUACACAUUAUCGACUUGAUCCUUUAAAAGUGAAUCGGGCAAAAUGUAUUCCUGUAGCUGCUGCAGAUAUACUUUAUGAUAAAUAUCGUGGUGGACCACGUUUGGAUGAAAACUCUUUUUGCGAAGUUUGUGUGAAACGUCGAUAUAAACUACUUCGUUUCAAGAUAUCACUUGAACGUGAUUACAAGGAAGUUAGUGAACUCAUUCGCAAUUUUAAAGAACCAUUCGAGACUAGUUAUGUUGUGGGUGCUGAUUCAUUGAGAUCGUGGCGAAGACUUGCAAUGGAAAAAUUUAUGGACGAUAUGGAACAAGAAAUUGAGGAUGAAGAUUGUCAAGAUCCGAAUAGUAUUCAAGAAGAUAGGAAAAGUGAAAGCAAGGAAAGUGAACGAAUAAAGGAAUCAGGAGAGGGAGAAGAGAACGAAGUUAUAAUUUAUUUUAAUGAAGAUUUACUUUGUGAGCAUGGUUCAUUGAAAACACCAGACUCAACAAGAAAAAUAGUACCCCGCGAAGCUUGGAUGAUACUUCGAAAAUACUUUCCAGAAUCUAAGGAGUAUCCUAUUGGUUCUAGCUCAUGUUCCAUUUGUGAGGAAAAAAUGGAAAAUGCACAGAAGGCAAAAAAAGAUGAUAAAAUAAAAGCCAAACAACAAAAGGACGAGUUAAAUGAUUUAUAUCAUGGUAGAAAUAGGAAUGAAAUAUUAAAAUGUGAAGAGCCAGAAAAAGCAUUUUAUAUCGUGGAGAAGGGAUUUUUGGACAGUUGGCGUUCUUUCCUUCGGUAUGCCGAAGUUUUCUCGAAAACACCACCGGUCGGUAUUCGAAAUGGUGUCCUUCUCUGCGAGCCGCACAAAGGAUUCCUGUACUCGCCUUCCAUUAACAACGAGCUGUUUACCAUCGUAACGGCCGAGGAAUGGGCGAAAUUGAUGCAGUUUUACGACGUCGAUUACCCGAUCAUCAUCAAAAAGAAUAAUUCCGAUCUUCAAACAGAGCCAAGUUUAUGCGCCGCGUGCAUGUUGGCGAGAGUGGAGCAAGAACGUCUGGAGAGUCUCAAGUACGACAGGGCGACGAUUUAUAUAAAGUGCGUGGAGGAUAACGAGGAGACGAAGUCGGAGAACGACUCUGAGAUGCCCCCGAAGAGACCGAAGCUGGAGAACACGAGGCCCUCGAGGACCAGGCGGAACUUGAAGGGAUCCCACGAGCUCAAAGUUUCCUCGGAGAUCACGUUGAAGGAGCUGAAACUGAUGACCAUGCAAAUUUGCGGCGCUGGACCUUACGACCAACAUCUAAUGCUGGGUGAACACGAGCUGACCGAUCAUAGUCAAAGCCUCGCCGCUCUUGGUAUAUUUCCCGGAGCACUUCUCACCUUGAAGAUCGACACGCCGAUCGAGAACGAAGCGGACGUGACGUCGGAUGCGAACAACCCCGAGUCCAGCUUCCCGGAAAAGGGUUUCAAGGGAACCGAAUUGGUGCCGAGUUGAUCUGCGUCAUCAAGGAUCAGAGGAUAGGCAAAUUGCUUUGUGGCGGAACGUUUCAAUAACGAUAGUCGAUUUAAUAUAAAAUAUUUUUGUACACGAGUUAUCAUAUAUUACAU